AUGGUUUUUUAUAAGAUUACACUUUCGAGAUCAACUAUAGGGCUUCCGAAAGCAACCAAAAGCGUUGUGUCGAGUCUCGGCUUGGGAAAGACAGGCUCUGUAGUUUACCGUCAGGUAACCCCAUCGAUUGCCGGUUCAAUCGCCAAGGUCAAGGAGGUCGUGAGAGUCGAAGUCACAGAGCAUGCUCUCACGAAGGAGCAGCAAAGGGAGCUCAGGAAAUCAAACCCGGGCUUCACUGUGGAAAAGAGAGUGUAA
This is a messenger RNA of Lachancea thermotolerans CBS 6340, 255 nucleotides long. RefSeq names its product mitochondrial 54S ribosomal protein uL30m (gene MRPL33). Gene Ontology annotation, cellular component: large ribosomal subunit; mitochondrion. The record is from RefSeq and is a predicted model, not a curated record. The transcript has a single exon. Gene Ontology annotation, molecular function: structural constituent of ribosome. Gene Ontology annotation, biological process: translation. The coding region runs from base 1 to 255 and encodes 84 amino acids. Lineage: Eukaryota; Fungi; Ascomycota; Saccharomycetes; Saccharomycetales; Saccharomycetaceae.